Molecule: messenger RNA, 714 nt
Organism: Colletotrichum lupini
Lineage: Eukaryota; Fungi; Ascomycota; Sordariomycetes; Glomerellales; Glomerellaceae
Exons: 1
Coding region: 1-714 (237 amino acids)
Cellular component (GO): outer membrane
Source: RefSeq, a predicted model, not a curated record
AUGUCAGCACAAGACUACUACGGCGGCACCCGCCAAAACACCCACACCCCAGGAGGCGGCUCCUCCUCCCGCCACCUCUCCGCGGGCCCCCUCAUAGACAGCGCAGGCUACCGCCCCCGCUCCGCAAACUCAGAACGCCCUCACUCCUCCUUCUCCUCCCUCGGCCUCCCGGGCUCCUCCUCCCACCACCGCUCCCGAUCCUCCGGUCCACCAGGCUACGACGCCCAACUCGGCACAGGCCAAGAAGGCGAACGCGGCCUCGUCUCCACUAUCGGCGGCGGCGCGGCAGGAGGGUACGCAGGAAAGAAGUUCCUCGGCGGGAAACUCGGCGCGGUGGCGGGUGCUCUGGGCGGCGCCGUGGUCGCGAAUAAGCUGGAGCACAGGUUGAGCGGGAGUCAUCACUCCAGCAGCCACGGUCAUGGACACCACGGGCAUCACGGACACCACCACCCGCCGCCUCCUCCGCCCCCGCCUCCCCAUCACUACGGAGGUCAUCACCACCACCAUCACGGCGGACCUCCCCCGCCACCCUACGGAGGCCACCACUACGGUCCGCCGCACCACGGCGGAAGCCACCACUCUUCCGGUGGCUUCGGCGGUCUGGUCGGUUCGUUGAUGGGACGUGAGAAGCAUGGACACCACGGCGGGCCUCCUCAUCACGGGGGUGGUCACCACGGUCACCACGGACAUCAUGGCCACCACGGAGGCUGGUAG